Hippoglossus stenolepis (Pacific halibut) is the source of this 2760-nucleotide messenger RNA. It is a transcript of the gene cfap97, whose product is annotated as cilia and flagella associated protein 97. Lineage: Eukaryota; Metazoa; Chordata; Actinopteri; Pleuronectiformes; Pleuronectidae. The record is from RefSeq and is a predicted model, not a curated record. The transcript has 5 exons. Gene Ontology annotation, biological process: spermatogenesis. The coding region runs from base 543 to 2003 and encodes 486 amino acids.
UCCAAACAGUGUUGCAACAAAGGCAGCUGCCUCUAAACACUGUCGCAACAGAGGCAGCUUUCUCUUAACAUUGUGGAAACAAAGGCAGCUGCCUUUACAUAUCAGCUGCCUUUACAUAUCAGCGGCCGUUUCUGUUGACACCGGAAAUGCCUCUACGACCUACUGCGGGCACGAUUUGAGCGGAAAUGCCUCGACGAGCUACCGCUGCCACGAUUUGAGCUCUCCCUUACUGCUGGGGUCAGUGUGUUUCUUCUUCUCAUCGUGUCUGAAGAGGCGAACAAAACCGUAACGUCAAACAGCGUCUGGCUCUCGACGUCAGCUACGAUAUCGCUGCCACGCCGCUAAAGUUAGCUAACCCGGUGGAGUUUAGUUAAGCUAGUUGGCUAAAUACACUCAUUUCAAGGUCUGAGGCUUCCCAUCGUGUUUCAUGGGUGCACAGCUGUGUACUGUGCGGAGGAAAGUGUCCCUGUUGACCCGGAAUUCUCAUUACAAGGCCUGGUCGGUCUAAAUCUCCAGGUUCAGUGGGUUGGAGCAGACGAGUCAUGCUCACCUCCAGUGAAGUUGAAGAUGAGGUGGAUCAUUCAUUUUUCGACAGUGAUAAUGACGACGGUAGCGUCAGCAGAGAAGGAGGGGAAACGAGGGAGAAUCCACCAGUGCAAGAGAAGCUUCAAGCAAAACAGACUGAAAAAGCAAAUAAUGGUUUGUCCCAGAGGACUUAUGGGACAAAAAAACACCUGCAGAAAAUUAACAACAACAGAAGCAGUGGGGGAAGUAAAGAGAACAGCCAUCUGUCAAAGGAAGAAAAUAACCGAAGGGUUUCUAACGUAUCAUCUGUAGCCUCUGUGUCAGAUAAAGGCAUCAGUGACAGCAGUGAUAGUGAGGAAGAUUACAAUGUGCUCUCUAAAAGACCCAAUAAGACAUUCAUGUCUUUGUUGGAUGAGGUAAAGGAUAGGGACAUGUACAACCAGAGUCCAGAUGAGACUGAAGAAGAAGCAUCGGGAUCCAAUGCCAAACCCUUGAAAUGGAGAAAUACACAAUCUUCUAAAAAACUGACAAGAAAAUUGCCUAGCCAAAUUCCAUCCCCCUCUUCAGCCGAGGAAGCAGACUCAGAGAGCGGCUCUAGCUGUAGUUGUAGAAGGUCCUCCACCCCUCACAAACCCAUGAAGUCGUCUUUAUCCCCUCGAGAGAGACAGUCCACAGAGGGCGGGGCAGGAUCUCGGGACAUGACCACCAGCUGUGCAGAGGAGUCGGAUGAUACAGUGACAGAUGUGAGCCCCCUCUCCUCUCCUGACAUCAGCCCUCUGCAGUCGUUGGACCUGAACCACACAGAGCCAGAGGAGCAAAGCUCGAAAGAGCAGCAGCAGGAGAGUGUGCCCUCCAGUGGCCUCAGCGAUACAUGUCAGUACGAGGACUCAGAUCAGGAUGUGGAUGAGUGCUCCCUCAGUUCAGAUAGUCAACUUGGAGGUGGACUGGUCGUCUGCUAUCCUGGACAGAAAAACAGGAAGAACUUCUCAUUCAACAACAUCGAUGUCCGGCGCAUAGAUCAGGAGAACCAGCGACUGCUUCGGGCGCUGUCACGCCUUUCUGCAGAGCCCAGACCACAGAGUGCGGCGAAGAAGAAAACCAAGAAAGGCAGCAACUCGCCUGCCAUUCGCCUUAAUUACAGCGCAGUUAACAGGCAGCGGGAUCAGAAACGGAUCGAGAGAGAGAAUCUGGUUUUUCUGAAGCGACUGGAGUCUGCCAAGCCUUCAUCUGGUAUGAAGCGCUCAGAGCAACUGGCAGAUUACCAGCGACUAGAAUCAUAUUUGGGAGGUCCUGUAUACCCAAUGUGGCCCUCUUCAAAGAAAGACAGGUCCUCCUGCGGAACAAACUCAGUGGGUCCCAGGUCUGCUAGUUCCACCAACCACAGCUCCAGAGCAGUUUCCACCACCACAGACUCCGGCAGCACGCCUGCACCCACGUCAAACAAACGGUGCAGCAACCAAAGCCGUUUUCAGACAUGAACUCCAGAGUUUCUCUUUUAAAUAUGAAGAACGCAGCAGGAGUUUCCCUGGUCCCCGGAUCAUCGUCGUUGGUGUCUUCCUUGUGUACAGCAUUGCUUUUUCAUACUGAGAUAUUUGAUGUUUUGUUUGUUUUUUGUCAUCUUUGCGUCGAUGGAGGUUAGAAACAUCAUCAAUGUGCCCACUCGCUCGCAGUGAAUCAUCCAGAGAACCUCCUGCUGUUCUCGCUCGUGGGCUCACUGGAACAUUAUCUGGGGAUUUUCCCGCCAGGAGAAACUCCCUAGAACAUACAGCCCCUCCAGAGAAUGUCAGGAGAUUCUCUGGAGUUCUGUUCGUGUUUGAAUGCAGUUUAAGAAGCAUGUUGCUGGAUACCUUAAUUCAAGUUCAGCAUUAUAAAGAAGGUGGAAUUUUUUUCUGCUCUUUGAUGCUGAAAUAUAGCCAACGAUGCUCUCUCAUUAUACACUCUAAUAGUUCAACUGUGGCUUCUCAAUACUGUGGUAAGAUCACUGGGUGCAUUUCUGUAGAAAAUAUUGCCUUUACAUCAACUGCUAUUAUAAAUUAUGCAUUACAAAAAUAGCACAAUAAAUUAAUUUAUUAUAUCAGUAAGUAAGUGACAUUUUGGUUUAUUUCUGCAAUUUCUCACAUUUGUUCAAAUUCUAAUGUGCUAUAGAAUUAUAAACAAAAUGAAAAGGUUAUAGGGAAGUUAAUAUUUGUUGUUAUUAAUAUAUUGUUGCUUAUAAAAUAAAAAGGCUGCUACUUC